Aspergillus candidus is the source of this 960-nucleotide messenger RNA. Its product is annotated as DUF3431 domain-containing protein. The coding region runs from base 1 to 960 and encodes 319 amino acids. Lineage: Eukaryota; Fungi; Ascomycota; Eurotiomycetes; Eurotiales; Aspergillaceae. The record is from RefSeq and is a predicted model, not a curated record. The transcript is spliced from 2 exons.
AUGAAAUGUGGCUCCCGCUUUGCCAUCUGUGGCGUCAUGCUGCUACUCUUCCCCUUGUAUCUCUUGAAGGUCCACCUUGAGGACCUCUGCAAUCAAUAUCGCGCGGGCGCGUAUCUCACCGAAUGGUACCACUCCAGGUAUCGUGACCCUUCCGGUGCCCCGCAAGGAUGGAAGACUCCGUCCCCGGGAGAGUCCAACGGUGACAAGGUCAUCGUCAUGGCCAAGCUUGAGGAGGAGCCCACGGAUUGGGUACAAGAAGAAUUGCCCGACUGGCAACGCGCCAUCUACAUCGUCAACCCCUCUCGCUCCACCGCCGACAACGAACACAGCCUCACCACCCCCUUCAACAAAGGUCACGAAGCCAUGGCCUACCUAACCUACAUCAUCGACCACUACGACCGCCUCCCUGCCACCAUCGCCUUCCUCCACUCCCACCGCUCCGGGUUCGUCCUCGCCUGGCACGUCGACGCGCCCCUCCACGACAAUGCCGUCGCUAUGCGCGCCCUACAGCUUGACUUUGUCCAGCGCAACGGCUACGUGAAUCUGCGCUGCAACUGGAACCCGGGGUGCAAAGCCGGCCACCGCCGCAACGCCCACGUCACAGAGCAAGUCUUCGAGGAGAUCUUCGAGGGCACCAGCACCCCCCCUAUAAACGCGACGGGUCUCUCCGCGCUGGCCGACAACCCGUCGUUAUCCGUCAACCCGCCACAGCGCUUCCUCCGCAUGCCCGAGCAAGUCGGCGCCGCCUGCUGCGCGCAGUUCGCCGUCUCGCGCGAUCAGGUCCGCCAGCGGCCGGUCGACGACUACGUCAAGAUCCGCCAGUGGGUGAUCGACACGGACAAGAACGACGCCAAGAGUGGUCGGGUCAUGGAGUUCCUCUGGCAUGUCAUUUUCGGCCGGGAGUCGGUUUAUUGUCCGGAUGAAGAGCUCUGCUACUGUCAAGUUUAUGGACAGUGCUGA